This is a messenger RNA of Dermacentor andersoni, 629 nucleotides long. Lineage: Eukaryota; Metazoa; Arthropoda; Arachnida; Ixodida; Ixodidae. The record is from RefSeq and is a predicted model, not a curated record.
GACCAGCGCGCAGUCGUGGUUCGCCUGGUGUAAUGCAUUACGCCUUGCGGCAGGAGCGCUCGUGCACUGCAGCAUCAAAGGGGCCCCGCCCCAAGGCAGGAGGACGGUUGCGGGGACCCCACGACCGUGGGCGGCAAUUCCCGCUUAAACGGCGCCGUCGCCCUGAUAGAUCUGCACGCCAUGCAGCGGUCUCCAGAGUAUCACCGUCUCUUCCCAACCCACGGCGAUAGGGCCAAUGCGUACGGCUUGUACGGAUGGCCGCUGGCCGACAGUGACUUCUACACGAUGGCCUCUUGUCGGACACCGGCGCUGCUGCAUCUGCUGCCCUGUACCUGGAAGCGGCAGGUUCCCAUGAGCAAGAAGGCGCCAGUGGCAUCGCCAAGUGGAGCGAUUCGCAACGGCGGCCUCUGCAUGUGGUGCGAAGGGCGCGUGUACGCCUGCUCGGCACACUGUACCUCGUACUAGUCACAGAGCGGUUGUAGUUAUGCUCGCCUCUAUGCUUACCUCUACAAGAAGAGGCGCACGGCAAUUAAAGAAAAAACAUUUAAUGUUGUACAUAAAACGCAUACGCAAGAAAUGCAGUAACGUCAAAAUAAAACUAAAUAUCGUGACCACGAUCAAUGCAAGAA